AACUUUUUCCAGGGAAUGUCAAGCAAAUAUACAUAUCAAAUAAAAAUCACCUAUCACAACAGCAAUUUAGCAUAUUUGGUUCGCGCUCAGCGCCAACUGAUGACGAUCGCUAUUGGCAAUCGGAGCCGAUCCGAUCGGCGACAUGUUUUUCAGCCCAUAACGGGGGUUUUCAGCGGCAUUGGGGAGUUGUGGUGCCGGCCGAGCGUCAGUUGAAAAUCGUGGGUCGUCGGAACCGCAGCCACCGCCGCCGCCACCGCCGCCGAAAUCCGCAGACAGCAGCGCUCCGUGGGGAAACCGAAUCCGCAUCCGAAUCCGCAUUCGAGUCCGACUAUCAUUUAUCAAUGGAAUGUGAGCGAUGUACACGGUAGCAGAGCCGCAGACCACACGACCUCCCGCCCCUCCGCAGUACACACGCCCCCCCUUUUGCAAUUAGGGCCAACAAAUGCCGACAGUCUUGGAAGUGGCAAGAGUUUUUGGAGGCCAGAUAUAAAGUAUGGCAAAAGUUAAAAUUGAACUUGUUUGCGCCACGCUAAGGAAUUCACGAAUAUAAAUGCUAUAGUCAGCACAUGCAGCAGGCGAAUCUGGGCGACGGUGUGGCCACCGCCCGCCUGCUGUCCAGAUCCGACUGGGGUGCCCGGCUGCCCAAGUCCGUGGAGCACUUCCAGGGACCUGCGCCCUACGUCAUCAUCCACCACUCGUACAUGCCGGCCGUGUGCUACUCCACUCCGGAAUGCAUGAAGAGCAUGCGGGACAUGCAGGACUUCCAUCAGCUGGAGCGCGGAUGGAACGAUAUUGGUUAUAGCUUUGGCAUCGGCGGCGAUGGCAUGAUCUACACCGGCAGGGGAUUCAAUGUCAUCGGAGCUCAUGCACCCAAGUACAAUGACAAGAGCGUGGGCAUUGUGCUGAUCGGGGAUUGGAGAACCGAACUGCCGCCCAAGCAGAUGCUGGAUGCGGCCAAGAACCUGAUCGCCUUCGGCGUUUUCAAGGGCUACAUUGACCCCGCCUACAAGCUGCUGGGCCACCGACAGGUCCGGGAUACCGAGUGUCCUGGAGGCCGCCUGUUCGCCGAGAUCUCCAGCUGGCCGCACUUUACCCACCUAAACGCCACCGAAGGCGUCAGCAGCACUGCGGCGCCCGUCGUGCCCCAUGUCCAUGCACAGGCGGCAGCACCACAAACGCCGCACCAAUCCCCGCCAGCUGCGCCCAAGGUCUAGGCUGGAUUGGAGGGCCCUCAUCGUCCUCGCAAAGCUUACGAGUUUAAGAGAAGCCACAACGAGCUCGGCUCCACGCACAACGCCAAGGAGUUCAUUCAGUAUUCAUUAGAUGUCUCUUCUAACAUUUCACAAAUAAAGCAAUUUCUAGAUGAUAACACUUAA
Drosophila mauritiana is the source of this 1376-nucleotide messenger RNA. RefSeq names its product peptidoglycan-recognition protein LB (gene PGRP-LB). NCBI's taxonomy places the organism in Eukaryota, Metazoa, Arthropoda, Insecta, Diptera, Drosophilidae. Gene Ontology annotation, molecular function: zinc ion binding; N-acetylmuramoyl-L-alanine amidase activity; peptidoglycan binding. Gene Ontology annotation, biological process: innate immune response; peptidoglycan catabolic process. Bases 567 to 1214 code for a protein of 215 amino acids. The record is from RefSeq and is a predicted model, not a curated record. The transcript has 3 exons.